This is a messenger RNA of Phytophthora sojae, 1545 nucleotides long. RefSeq lists its product as hypothetical. Gene Ontology annotation, biological process: AMP metabolic process; IMP salvage. Gene Ontology annotation, cellular component: cytosol. Lineage: Eukaryota; Oomycota; Peronosporomycetes; Peronosporales; Peronosporaceae. Bases 1 to 1545 code for a protein of 514 amino acids. The transcript has 2 exons. The record is from RefSeq and is a predicted model, not a curated record. Gene Ontology annotation, molecular function: AMP deaminase activity.
AUGGAGGAGUACUACAAGGACCUAUUCGAGAUCAAGCGCAUCAUCAACUUUGGGCCGGUCAAGACGCUGGCCUUCAAGCGCCUGCAGCUGCUCGAGGCCAGGUACAACCUGCACACACUGCUCAACUCGGAGCGCGAGCUCGUGGCCCAGAAGGCCGUGCCGCACCGCGACUUCUACAACGUGCGCAAGGUCGACACGCACAUCCACCACUCGGCCUGCAUGAACCAGAAGCACCUAUUGCGCUUCAUCAAGUCGCGUCUGCGUAACUCCCCCGGAGAGAUCGUGAUCUUCCGUGACGGCCGCUUCAUGACGCUGAGCGAGGUCUUCCGGUCGCUGAACCUCACGGGCUACGACCUGAGCGUCGACACGCUCGACAUGCACGCGAGCAACACGUUCCACCGCUUCGACCGCUUCAACCUCAAGUACAACCCCGCCGGACAGAGCCGUCUGCGUGAGAUUUUCCUUAAGACCGACAACCUCAUCGCUGGCAAGUACCUGGCCGAGAUCACGAAGGAGGUCAUCUCCGACCUGCACGCGAGCAAGUACCAGCUCGUGGAGUGGCGCGUCUCGAUCUACGGCCGCAAACGCUCGGAAUGGGACAAGCUGGGCCGCUGGAUCUACGUCAACAAGCUCACGUCCCCGCACGUGCGCUGGAUGGUGCAGAUCCCGCGACUCUACUUCCUGUACAAGAAGCUCGGCGAAGUGGACAACUUCCAGCAGAUGCUGGACUACAUCUUCCUGCCGCUCUUCGAAGUCACCCGCGACCCGUCGAGCAACCUGCCGCUGCACUACUUCCUCGAGACGAUGGUGGGCUUCGACUGCGUGGACGACGAAAGCAAGGCCGAGCCGUUCCGUGCCGAGCGCGGCAAGAAGCUGCCCAAGCCCCACGAGUGGACACACGAGGCCAACCCUCCAUACGACUACUGGUGCUACUACCUGUACGCCAACAUUGCUGCGCUGAAUGAGUUCCGUCGCCAGAAGGGCCUCAACAUCUUCUCGUUCCGACCUCACUCCGGCGAAGCUGGCGACCCCGAACACCUGGCGGCCGCCUACCUGACUGCUAACGGCAUCAACCACGGCAUCACGCUCCGUAAGUCUGUGGCCCUGCAGUAUCUGUACUACCUGACGCAGAUCGGCAUUGCCAUGUCGCCGCUGAGCAACAACCGCUUGUUCUUGGCGUACCACCGCAACCCGUUCCCGAUCUACCACGCGCGUGGCCUGAACGUCUCGCUCAGCACAGACGACCCGGUCAUGCUGCACUACACGAAGGACGCGCUGCUGGAAGAGUACUCGGUAGCCGUGCAGGUGUGGAAGCUGACGUCCACAGACAUGUGCGAAAUCGCGCGCAACUCGGUGCUGCAGUCAGGUUUCGAGCACAAGUUCAAGGAGCACUACCUCGGCCCCAAGUACACACUGCCCGGCUCGCGCGGCAACGACAUUCGAAUGACUAACGUGCCGGACAUCCGUGUGGACUACCGUCACGAGACGCUCCAGGGCGAGCUAGCGUUCGUAAGCCCCCCCCUCCUACCAAUCACUAGGGGAUAG